ACACAUAUAAACCAGAUUUCCGUCGCGUUGUUCCGGAUUUUAUCACAUGUAUUAAAACAAAAUACCACAACAAUAAAUUUAAAUAUGGUCUAAAAAUUAAGACUACAUUACAUUUGGUGCUGUAUUUUAAAAUGAGCGAUAUAUCUGGGAGUGAGUAUAGCUUGCAUUUAUUUUGUAUUACGGCUACUUACUGAACCACAUUGCGACCAGCAUCACAACAAAGAUGCAAGAUGAAAAUACCAAGAAAAGCGAAGCUUUCAGUUUACUAACAACAAAAUCGAUCAAACUUUAUAUAAUACGAUAAAGCGGUGCCCGAAUGCAGCAGAAGUGUUUUUAACUUUAUAUUUGCUGUUUUAUAUUUGAAGUGUUUUUAAGCAGUAAAUUUCAGUGUUUAAUGGACGGAGGGACACGUGCGGUUAAAUAGCCGGUUUACUGACACCGUGAGUCUUAAAGUAACACUUUCACACUGCAGAUAGUGACUCCACGAAAACUUCACCAACCACAAUUAUCUAAGUAAAAAAGAUUGUUCACUCGCAGAUGAUCAAUCCCUGGAGUCGCAAGAUGCGACUGCAGCACAGGCCGUAGUUAAGAUGCUGAAUAUAUAAUCGCUGACCAGGCUGCAACAAAAUAUGUUCCGUCACCUAUCAGUCUGCCCAGUUUAGAAGCGAUUACAGAUGCAGCCGAAACAGACAGGUAGCCUCGGAUAAACGGAAACAAAACGUCGAGUUACUGGAAUACGAAUAAAAUGCAUCCUCAAAAACAAAGUUUGCUACGAGAGGCGUCACACCAGAUCAUUGCCGGUGGAUCAGCAGGUCUGGUGGAGAUUUGCCUCAUGCACCCGCUGGACGUGAUAAAGACCAGAUUUCAGAUUCAAAGAGGAGCCAGUGACCCCCACAGCUACAAGAGCCUAGGAGACUGCUUCAGGACCAUAUUUCGCAGCGAGGGGCUAUAUGGUUUCUACAAGGGAAUUUUGCCCCCAAUCCUCGCUGAGACCCCAAAGAGAGCAGUUAAGUUCUUCACCUUUGAGCAAUAUAAGAGGCUGCUGGGGUUCACAUCAUUGUCUCCUGGUCUGGCAUUGUCAGUGGCGGGGCUUGGGUCAGGCCUGACUGAGGCCUUGGUGGUCAAUCCUUUUGAGGUGGUCAAGGUCAGUCUGCAGGCCAACAGAGACUCCUUCAAAGAGCAACCCUCAACUUUCACCCAGGCGCGUAACAUCAUCAAUGCUGGUGGAUUCGGCCUGCAAGGACUCAACAAGGGGCUGACGUCCACUUUGGGUCGUCAUGGCGUCUUCAAUAUGAUCUACUUUGGCUUCUACUUCAAUGUUAAGGACGCCAUCCCUGCAAGCCAGGAUCCAGUGUUGGAAUUCCUGCGAAAGUUUGCCAUUGGCCUGACCUCUGGGACCAUUUCCUCAUGUAUGAACAUACCAUUCGAUGUGGCCAAGAGUCGCAUCCAGGGCCCUCAGCCAGUCCCAGGCGAAAUCAAGUACCGGACGUGCUUUCAGACCAUGGGCCUAGUCUGCCGGGAAGAAGGAUACUUGGCAUUGUACAAAGGGUUGGUGCCCAAGAUAAUGCGCCUGGGACCAGGUGGAGCCGUAAUGCUGCUGGUCUAUGAAUAUGUGUCUGGAUGGCUGCAAAGAAACUGGUGAAGAAAGCUGCGCUCUUCAGGUGACCUCGGUGUCCACCUGCAGCCUGUCUCCACAUGGCACCAAAACGGCGUCCCUCCCCAGGGCCAGAGCUGCACCUUUCCAGCAUCUCCAUGACCUCGUCAAACCCCCAUCCCACCACAGUGACCAGGAUACACACUUUUUAAAACUGAUUUAUAGUCAAAGGUGGAACCUAUGUUCCCCGUUCGUGGAUAUUUUUAAUGUAGCUGUUCUCUGGUUAUUGUGCUGAAGAAGACAUCAUGCAUUUCUGUUUGCCCUGUCCGGUUUCCCGCUACUUGCUACGACACGUUAAUUAAAAUGAUAAGGAAGGAAAUCUGCCUUGAGAUUCAAAAUGUUUGUGUGCAUGUUGUAUAUUUACAGUCACCUGGACAUUAAGUGAGUUGCGAUUGGGAGACGACUUCCUUUCAGUACAUCUACAUGCACUAACGAUUCCGGAUAUUUUUACUACCUCCCCUCUGCAUUUGUGUGAGUUCCUAGCCUCAUAUGACCCUUUCUUUACAAUAUUUCCCUUUUCAAUUCAUCCCCUGCUCUUCAGUCACCUUCUGCUAGGAUUAUACAACAAAGCAAAUCUGGUCAGCAGCCUUUAUCCACCAAAGGAAUUGCAUAAGACCCAUAUGCUUUUCAUUGUAAUAGUCCCCUGAUUUGCAUGCAAACGUGAAUGAUGCUGAUCCUUUUUAAUUUUCUGAAAACUUUUUUUAAGCAAAUAAUCCUUUCCAACACGAGCCAUAUGUUUCAAAGUGUAAGGACAGUAUCCCUAUAUUGCAAUGUUUCCCAGUCCGUUCCUUGCGGACCCACAGACAGUCCUCGUUUUUGAUCUUUCCAGUCGGAAGCUUGGAGGGAGCAAAAAUGUGGACUGUCUGACAGGGAGCUGGGAGCGAGCAGAAACAUCCCCAAGGACCCAAUUAGGAAACACUGCUAUAUUGUAUCCACCUCCUUUCAGACCAGGCGUAUGGCACUGCAAGCAGUCCACAGGAAAAGGACACGAUGUCGCAUUUUCAGUUGCUUGCUUGUGUUGUUAUAACAAUUAAAUAUGGAAUUUUUGUGAA
Messenger RNA from Brienomyrus brachyistius, 2706 nucleotides. It is a transcript of the gene slc25a21, whose product is annotated as solute carrier family 25 member 21. NCBI's taxonomy places the organism in Eukaryota, Metazoa, Chordata, Actinopteri, Osteoglossiformes, Mormyridae. Bases 746 to 1642 code for a protein of 298 amino acids. The transcript has 11 exons. The record is from RefSeq and is a predicted model, not a curated record.